Darwinula stevensoni is the source of this 1051-nucleotide messenger RNA. The record is from the annotation of a GenBank genome assembly. NCBI's taxonomy places the organism in Eukaryota, Metazoa, Arthropoda, Ostracoda, Podocopida, Darwinulidae.
AUGGGUGCAGUACUGAUUGGCGGAAGAAUUCGGGAGGUGUCUCCGAUGCCUUACUCCGCCGUUCAUCGACAAGCAAACCCCUAUGCUUGGAGAGGAUUACGCUUUUGGCUUGGAGAGCUGAUUGCCUGGCAACGAAAACGGUUCAUCGUUCUCUCCCUCUUCUUCCUCCUUCUCCCAUUGAUCCGCCCCAUAAUUGGCCAAUACCCCUGUCCCGAACCGGACGAUAUUCUCCCUUGCACAUGCUCCUUACAAGAGAAUGGAGUGUACGUGGAAUGCUCCGAAGCAACGUCCAGUGAUGAAAUCUUCUUUGCCUUCAACAACGCCGUUUGGCCGGUUACUGACCUUGCCCACUUCCAGCUGGCAAAUAAUCACGACGUCAAAGAGAUCCCCGAAAGGAUGUUCGGAGACGUCUCCUUCGAGGUCAUCGAGACUUUCGAUUGCGGAAUCCGGAGCAUUCACCCGUCGGCUCUCCUCCCUUCCAUAGAUCGACUGAAAUUAAUCAGUAUGAGCGAGGGCGCACUGGAACAGUUCCCAUGGGACUACGUGCGAAACUGCACUCAACUCACAACGAUUGAUGUCACAUUCAAUUCGAUUACUGUGUUGCCACCUGUGCAGAGCAAGAGCUUGGAGGUACUCGGUCUCGUUGCCAAUUAUAUUCCCACACUGGAGACUGGCUCGUAUAUGCCAAAGUUGAAGUUUCUCAGCUUCUGUGUAAGCCCAUACACGAGAAUUGAUCUAGGUAACAACCCUAUCUCAGAACUGGCGGAAGGGACUUUCCGCCCCAUCUUCGAGAUCCUCACCCAGGGAGAUGGAAGCAUCGUAUUGGGCACUAGCGUUGUCUGCGACUGCACGAUCGCCUGGCUGGUGCUCAAUCCGGGCUUUCUUGGAAUCAUAGAAGCCUAUUGUGCAGAUGGAGGGCCGCCUAUUCAAGAACUCAAUCCGGGAGACUUCGCAGACUGCAACGCGAUGUGAUCUUCAUUUUCGAUCGCUCUCGAUUGAAGUUGAUAGCUGUAUCUCCAUGCAUAGUUCACAAUAAAGACUUCAGUUAGAU